Messenger RNA from Trichogramma pretiosum, 2215 nucleotides. RefSeq names its product protein CDV3 homolog. Gene Ontology annotation, cellular component: cytoplasm. Bases 461 to 1207 code for a protein of 248 amino acids. Lineage: Eukaryota; Metazoa; Arthropoda; Insecta; Hymenoptera; Trichogrammatidae. The transcript is spliced from 3 exons. The record is from RefSeq and is a predicted model, not a curated record.
CAAGACUUCCGGUGUUUGACCGAAGCCUCCUCCACACGGCGCAACUCGUAAUAUCGUAUAAGGCGAGCCCACCAUAUCGCACCAUGUGUCUCAACUGAACUAAAAAGGCUUACAUUAAUCGUCGCAGCAUUUGAGUGAGAACGAGUGAGCUGCACGCCUAACCAAUUCGGGUUAUUACCACGAGGAGCUUCUGUGCGAGAGUAUACUGAACACGCAUCUGCAUUAGGUGCCAGAUAAAUCGUGUACACGCUUGCUCAAUAACUUUCGAGCCUCGUGUCGUGUUGUAUGCUGCUUUUAGCCAGCUGCACCAGUCCAUUUCCGACCACAGAGAGAGACAGAGCUCCGAGUCCCGGCGACGCUCGACUACACCGGCCGUGCAUGUGUUGUACUCUGUGUGCGUGUAACAUUUAGUGCAUUUUUCACAUACCUUGGGCCAUUUGUUCCAUACUCACCAGCAAGCAUGGCAGAUCUUGAUGAUUUCUUUGCUAAGAAGGAUAAAAAGAAGGCGAAAGGUAAAAAGUUUACCACUACAGAGGAGAUAGCCAAGAAACUCGAAGAAACUGGAAAAAAAAUUGAAAAGCCCAAACUCAAAGAAAAGCCGAUCAAUCCAGAAAGUGGUGAAGAUAAUCAACAGAUUGAGGAAGAGGACGAGUGGAAAGAAUUUGAAGAAGAAAAGAAAGAUUAUACGGGCCUGAAGAUUGGUAAUCUAACCGUAACUGAAGGUCCUGAUGAUGAUGGAGAUAACGAUAAAGGAACAGGUAACAAUAGUUCUGAUGCAGAAUCUGGAGAACCUGGAUCCAAACAUUCUGGACCAUGGAAGAAAACUGAUGCUCCACCAGAAGCUGUACAAGAAGUAGUACAAGCUCCAGCUCCACCAAAACCAGCCGCUAAAACUGUUGGUAGUUACAAACCACCUGCAUUUAGAAAUUCUCAACAAACGAUUGAUCGUCCUGUAAUUCGCCCUGGAAGAGGACGAAAUGUCGCUCCUGACAUUAACAGUGAAGAAUAUUUCCCAACCUUAAACUCAAAGCAACCAACUGCCAAUGAUUCAGGUGCAUGGGGAAGAAAAAAACGCGAUGAGGGAUCAUUUGAAGAGGUUAAAGUUCGUGGCGCAGGAAGAACUUAUAAUGCUGCAGAGGUUCAAUCACAAGCUCCAAAAUUAUCACUUGGAAACAAGUAUGGAGCGCUGCCAGAGGAUCAAAGCUGAAAACUACAUAUUUUUUGAUUGAAAAAGACCUUUACGUUACCGCCUUGCUCUGUUUCGUGGCUCAGUUAUGCCAUCAAGCAAAUUUUAUAGGUUAUUAUUGCAUCUGUCUGCAUAUUGAUUCAUUUUUCUAAUUCAAAUGUCUGAUUGUCUGGUUUCUGAUUGUCUCUACUACCGAUGAUUUUUCAAGCUUCCAAAUUCAGCACAAAACUUAUGAUACAGCAUUAUAUUGUAGAUGAAAUCUACCUCAUAAAUAUUUUCGUAUAUAAUUAAUCUAAAGACUUGACUCUAAUAAUUAUUAAGCUUGAGAAUAAUGCAAAAAGCAAAGUAGCUGAAAUAGUCUAAAUAGGUAAAAUAAUAUCUUUAUAAUAAUAAUUCUUAGAGAAUGAUCACAAUCCGAGGCUGGGCUUCGGAACUGCAAUAUCAACAUAAUCAAUGUGCAAGUCGGAACAAAGGUUUGAAUAUGUAAAUUUGUAUUGAAUAAAUAAAAAAACUGGAUAUCGACGAAAAAUGAGGACGAUAUUACGAAGGUAAACGUGUUUAUGCUUUUUGUUGAUAAUUGUUUAGUUAUGUUUUAUAAGUUAGUAAUUCUUUUAAUAUUGUGAAAAACUAGAUUUAAACUACGAACUGAAUUAGAUCAAUGUUAGAUUGAUUAAGACAAUUUAAAGACAGAAUUUAAUUUUUAUUCUUUGAAAAAAAUCUUAAAGGCGCCGAGAAGAUGAAAGUUUCUGACUUAAGAAAUCAUGUGAAUUUUUGUACAGCUUAGCUUUUGAAAAUCGUGAUUAUUUAUUAUGAAUACAUUUAUAGGAAGCAUUUACACGAACUGCCUGAAAUGCACUUUGACUGUGUAAAACGUUUUAUGGGAUGCCUCAUUACAGUCUGGUGAACCAUAUAGAAUCAAAUGAAUACAAUAAAAUAGGAAUAAGUAAUAUGUUCAUCACGUUGAAUGUACCACCUGCAAUUUUUAUAAUACUAAUAAAUUCAUUGUUUUUUAGGCAAUGUAAGCUCAUA